Purpureocillium lilacinum is the source of this 2301-nucleotide messenger RNA. RefSeq names its product sorting nexin mvp1. Gene Ontology annotation, biological process: protein targeting to vacuole; retrograde transport, endosome to Golgi. NCBI's taxonomy places the organism in Eukaryota, Fungi, Ascomycota, Sordariomycetes, Hypocreales, Ophiocordycipitaceae. The record is from RefSeq and is a predicted model, not a curated record. Gene Ontology annotation, cellular component: endosome. Gene Ontology annotation, molecular function: phosphatidylinositol-3-phosphate binding.
AUGGCUUCGACUCCGCGCCGCCAGACCAAGGCCCGCGGCGGCGGCGGCGGCGGCGGCGGCGGGCUGUUUGACGAGCAGUCCUCCUCGCAGCGGACCUCGUCUUCCAAUGGCCUCUUCGACGACCACGACGGCGGCGGCGGCGGCGGUGACGACUCCUCGCCUUGGGACAUGCCCACGCCGCGCCGGCAGCGCAGCCGCGCUGACGUGAUCCGCAACCUGCUCCCGCCGUCCGACGUGCCCGACACCUACAUCGAAACGUUCGACGCCGUGCUGCGCGACGACGACGGCGGCAGCGGCGGGCGCGUCACGUCGGGCGGCGUCGCCAAGCUGUUCGCCAACGCGAGGCUCGGGCCCGAGGCCCAGGCGCGCAUCAUGUCCCUGGUGGCGCCCGGCGACGGCUCCGACGUGUCGCUCGGGCGCAACGAGUUCAACGUGGUGCUGGCGCUGGUCGGCCUGGCGCAGGAGGGCGACAUCAUCAGCCUCGACGGCGUGGACGAGAGACGCGCAAACCUGCCGCAGCCCAAGCUCCCCGGCCUCACCGCCGAGCCCGUGCUGCCGCCCGUCGCCGAGCUCGCCGCGAAGCCGCCGCAGACGCCCACGGAGCCCCUGCCGCAGCCCUCACCACCGCACAACCAGCCCUCGUCGCACUCGCACGCAGGAACUUCAUCAGCGACUGCGGCGGUGGCGGUGGCGGCAUCAGCGACCCCUUCUUCGAUGACGCAGACCAAGGCGUUCCGCCCGGCCAUGGACGACCCGGAGGACGACCCGUGGAACUCGCCCGAGGUGCACAAGGGCCACGACCACGCAAAGACCAACGGGAGCGGGGUCCACGGCGCAGUCAACGGCCACAGCAAUGGCUUUGGUGAGACCCCGACGCCGACCAUGGGCAGGGGCUCCGUGAACCACUACACCACGACACCCGGCACGUCGGCUUCCUCCAACGCGGGCCGCCCGCCCAGCAGCUCCGUCUCCGGUCACGGCGGCUGGGGCUACUUUGGAGGCACCACGCCGUCGGGGACAGGUGGCUUCCACGACACAGUCCCGAAUGUCGCAGCCAGCCCGUUUGGCGGUGACGGCGCCCCCGACCGAGCUCCCGGCGGCAACGAACCCCCCACGACGACGAUUAGAAACAGCGCCGGCCGGACGGGAAGCAAUGUCGAGGAGACGGUCGUCGUGACGUUGAUGCCCGGCAAGGAGGGCGUGUUCAUGUUCCAGCAUCACAACUACGAGGUCGCGAGCCAGCGCCGGGGGAGCAAGGUCAUCCGUCGGUACAGCGACUUUGUCUGGCUGCUGGACUGCCUGCACAAGCGGUAUCCCUUCCGCGUGCUGCCUUUGCUGCCGCCGAAGCGAGUCGCCGUCAACGGGAACCACCUGUCCAACGACGGCGCGUUCAUCGAGAAGCGAAGGCGGGGCCUGGCUAGAUUCCUGAACGCGCUCGUCAGGCAUCCCGUCUUGAGCCAGGAGCAGCUGGUUGUCAUGUUCCUGACGGUUCCCACUGAACUAGCUGUGUGGCGGAAACAGGCCACAAUCUCCGUCCAGGACGAGUUCAGCGACCGCGCGCUGCCCCCCGGACUGGAAGACUCGCUCCCGCCGACGUUGGAGGAGCUUUUCACUCGCACCCAGUCGGGAGUCCGCCGUUCUGCAGAGCUUUACAUCAACGUCUGCAACAUCAUGGACCGACUCGUGAAGCGAACCGAGGGCGUGGCCGCGGACCACGCCCGCAUCGCCAUGUCCCUCACGUCCCUGACGGAGACGUCGGCAGACACAUACGCCAGCGACACCAACGAGGUGCCGCUCCUCAACGACGGGCUCGUAGCCAUGAGCAAGCACCUGCGGACGUGCCAGACGCUGCUCGAGGACGAGAGCCGGGGGUGGGACGAGGGUGUGCUCGAGGACCUCAAGCGGCAGCGCGACGCGCUCGUCAGCGUGCGGGAGCUGUUUGAGCGGCGGGAGCGCCUCGACAAGGACAACAUCCCGUACCUGGAGCGCAGGAUCCAGACCAACGAGACGAAGCUGGCGAACCUGCGGUCCAAGCCCGAGGGCAUGGUGAAGCCGGGGGAGAUUGAAAAGGUGGCCGAGGCCAUCAUCAAGGAUAAAGAGUCGAUUGUGCAGCAGCACAACCGCUCCGUCUUCGUCAAGGAGUGCGUCCGGGACGAGCUCCUGACGUUCCAGAGCACGCAGUACCACAUCAGCCGCUGGAACCAGGACUGGGCCGGCGAGCGGGUCAAGUACGCCGAGAUGCUGGCCGACAACUGGCGGCGCCUGCUGGACGAGCUCGAGGGCAUGCCGCUGGGAGAGUAG